AUGGAGGUCGCCACGGGCGCCGUCUCGUGGGUAGAGAAAGCGGAGGGCGAGACGGUGCUGCUGGGCUGCACCUGGACGGUCGAUCCGGCGCCCACUGAACACCUGGACGUGGAGUGGUUCAUGCAGAUGCCCACCACCAACAUCCAUUUGGCCACGUACGUCAGGGGCGUGGAGCACGUCUACCCGGAGUACGCGUCCCGCAUGCGCUUCGCCCGCAACGUGACGCAGCGGGACGCGUCGCUGAAGAUCGUCGGGGUGCAGACGCGAGACUACGGCUUCUACACGUGCAAAGUCAAGUUCGGCGCUUUCAUCCAGCAGGUGUCCGUCAAGCUCAUCGUGCUGGUGAAGCCGACCCAGCCAGUCUGCGUGGUGAACGGUUCGGCGCAGCAGGGCAAGGAGCUGUCGCUGCAGUGCCAGUCCGCAGAGGGGACGUCGCCCAUCAGCUACGAGUGGAGCAAGGGCGGCGCAGAGGAGCCAUUACCGUCCGUGCUGAGAGGAACGCUGCGCAUCAGGGACGUGAGUGUUAGCCACUCGGGGCUGUACCGGUGCAACGCGAGCAACCGCGUGGGCUGGAGGUCGUGCGUCGUCCUGCUGUCCGUCGUGACACCGAGCAGUGACGCCGGCCUCGUGCCGGGCGCCCUGAUGGGCGUGCUGCUCGUCGUCGCUGCGACCGGCUUCCUCCUCUGGUACCGGCUGCUCAAGCGCAAGCCGGGGCGGCACCACGACCGUCGCAACGACGUCUGGAUGGACGACUGCCUCCCCGCGUCGACGAGCCUCCCGCCCGCGACCCACGACCCGCCCAGCACCCGCACCUCCAUCGGCUCUGCGGCGACGCCCUCCGACGGCCUCCUGGCGGCUCUGCGACGCCCGGCCCCGGGCGGGCCGACGGGCCCCGGCGGGCCGAGGGGCGCCCCCCCGGGCAGGCCGCCCUACGAGCGAGCGGACGGCCGCGUGAUGGAGUAGAGCGGCGUGUGAGAGCGCCGCUCGCAAGGCAGCGGCGGCAGCGGCGGCGACGACGGGGCUCGGGCCUCGGGGCGAAUCCGCCGCGGUUCCGUCGACAUCGCCCCCAUCGCCACUUCCCCGUCUCGUGCGCCCGAUAUUAGGAAGCCAACUGGAGCUUGAAGUUUUCGUGACUGCAAGGAUCCGUACUCUUUGGUUCGUUCGGUAAGGUCACGAUUGAGAACCAAUUUCUCUAGAAGUGAUUCUUGUGUUUGGUUUUGUUGUCCUUCCAACGCACCUCCGAUCAGCACGGCCGACUACGUGCGGUGCGGAAAAAACUCCACGCACACGCGCGCACGCCAUUUCAGUUGGUCUGUCGGCAAAAAAACCGGAAUGUUGACGUCGCGAGCACAAACUCCGACAAUAUUACACGUACGACGUGUCGCUGGAGAUUACCGCCUGCGUCGUCGUCACCGCCGCCACCGCCGCCGCCACGUGUUUAACAAACGCUUAGUUCUCGCGUGAGCUGAACUUUAGUAAAAUUGGCGCGUGAAAGAAGACGCGUAGGCGUUAGGCAAAGUUUGUUUUUAUAUGCGGAGGCAGAAUAGAGUUGCGCUCGUUGCUUUCUCGCGCCAGACGCCCCGUCUCGUGUAGCAGCGGCCCCUUGGUGGAGGGGGGCGGAGGGGGGGGCGAGCGAGAGACCGCGAUUGGUCGGCAGGGGGCCGUCUGAUCCCUUGAGGCUCGAUUGUAUUAGAGAAUAGUUGUACGUAUACACUUAUUUUUUUACGAUGCUUUUCAUCGUAGCAAAUGUAACGCUCCCUCCCCGCCACCCCCCGCCACCCCCUAGUGCAAUAAAUGUUAUUGGCGCGAAUCGGUAAAUGGUAUUCUUAGGUUUUUUCGGUAAAGUCACCGUGUAGGUAAAACAUCAAAAUUAAUAAAAAUAAAUAAAAUAAAACAAAAAUCACGACGUUUCGGAGGCAACACAAGUCUCCGUCAUCAGGUGGGACCGUGAUUUUUGUUUUAUUUUAUUUAUUUAUUUAUUAAUUUUAAUGUUUUACCUACACGGUGACUUUACCGUAAAAACCUAAGAAUAUGAACCCUUGCAGUCACGAAAGCUUCAAAUCUACGGUAAAUGGUACUCCGGAGAGAGAGAGAGAGAGAGUGGGUAGCGGUGGGGUGGGUGGUGGUGGUUCCAGAUAGAUGUGCGAUCACGAUUUAAAAUGUUUAAACGCGUAGCUCCGGUAGCGCAUGUACCGCGCGUGCCUCUCUCGCCCCGCCCUCCACCCCGACGCGCGAUCGGCUGACGGUGGAAUCGGCGGCGGGGUGAGCGAGCGAGCGAGCUAGUCGGGCAAAAAAGGUUUGUUCAGUUGUCGGGGGUUCGGAUUAGAGAAUCAAAUCUUUAAAAUCCGCCGUUUUUUGCUUUUUUAUGUUUUUUUUGCGCAUUUUGACCUCGCGGCGAUCGCGAGCUAAACGAGGGGGGCGUGGCUUGCUGGGGUGGGCGGGGCACGGCGAGGGGGGGUUUCCUGCCUUCGCGAGUCACGAAUUGGCUUGUCGCAGGGACUCCCUCUACUCGCGAGCGAAUUCGUCUUCCGGAGGUCUGUCGGUUUGUCAGCGAGCCGGUGUUUUUUUUUAAAUCCUUUAUAUUAAGUUCACUCGCUUGCUUGCUUAGGACCGUGCAAAUCUUUCGGUCGUUUUUUAACCCACUUUCCGUGAUCCAAUCGAGCUGACAUUUUGCACACAGACUCGUUGUGCGUGACAAUGCAUUUUCGUGAGAAAAAAAAUUCCAAAAUUUUACACUGUUUAGGAAAAUAUAUAUAUAUUUAAUUACCAAUUGUUUAAUGCUGCCAGACAAUCAUCUGACCUAUAGGUGGCAGCCGUCUCAAGCCAGAGGACGAGAGGACUCUAGCCGCCCCGAUUCCACGCAUAUAAAGGAUUUGUAGUGAAAAACUUUGUUUUUACGGGUUUUUCUUGUUUACGAGCCGAACGGUGCCACGUUCCGCAAGAUAACGGCGCGGGGACUUGCCGUGUCGCUGUGGAGUUUCGUGUCAAACUGAGGGGGGUGGGGGGGGCGGUGGGGGGGUGGGGGGACCCGCAUUGAAUAGAGAAGGGGGGAGGAGUGGGGGGGUAUUUGCCUCUUGAGGUCUGGAAGUUUCUCCGGCCUUGCCUCGGGCAAAGCCUGUCAGCGUCGCACGCAAUGACGCCGUCGCCUCGGCCAACAAGGUUUGUUUUAGAUUUGAAGCUUUCGUGACUGCAAGGAUUCAUACUCUUAGGUUUUUCGGUAAAGUCACCACGUAGG
Molecule: messenger RNA, 3235 nt
Organism: Lethenteron reissneri (Far Eastern brook lamprey)
Lineage: Eukaryota; Metazoa; Chordata; Hyperoartia; Petromyzontiformes; Petromyzontidae
Product: coxsackievirus and adenovirus receptor-like
Biological process (GO): homotypic cell-cell adhesion
Cellular component (GO): basolateral plasma membrane; bicellular tight junction; intercalated disc
Molecular function (GO): cell adhesion molecule binding
Source: RefSeq, a predicted model, not a curated record